AUGUCUUCUAUUCUACCAUCCAUUCCCUCAAAUCCACUCCCAAAUUUCAUUGUGAUUGUGACCAAAGAAGAAUUUAACUUGUUUUACAGUGUUGAUCGACAACUCUUCACUCGUUUGCUGGUCGCGCUUGAUCGUGAGAUCUCUCAGUCAAUAAAUGUAAUGGCCUUCCUCAUGUGGCUUGAGAGGAAAUCCAAAUACUAUAAUUUAGUAGCAAAGAUUCUUCAACAAUGGUCGGAUGUUAUGCUUAGCAACCUUGCUGACGAGGCUGUUGUCAUCCUGAAUUGCAUUGGGAGUUCCCAUUACCCUAACACUUUUGUAGGCAAAUCGAAGUUGCCAUUGAUUCAACACAUCUGUCGUUUCAAUGUGACGCUUGAGUUUUUCCAUGAAAAACGCCUCGAAGUGAUCACUGGUGUCACCAAGAUCAUCAAUGAUGUAUGUGUUAGAGCUUUUACAGAUAUUAUUGAAAAAAUGAAUUAUGAUAGGACUAUGAAAGAGCAAGAUUUAUAUCUUGCAAAUAUGUAUGGGGAUGUUAAUAUUGCUAAUAACAUUCAAUCUAAUUUGGUGCCUUUUUCUCCUAAUGUUAUUCCAAUGAUGGAACAACAAAUAGAUGUGCCACAAGUUAAUGAAAUUUUGGCCAAUUUAAAUUUAGAUGAUAUUUAUAUUUCUGAUACUGGAAUUGUUACUUCUACUGAUAAUGGGGAUGAUAAGAGGAAGGAGAUCAAGAAGCUAGUUGAUGAUAGGACCCUCUUCAUGACAUUUUCUAAAGGCUAUCCUAUUUCUGAGAAUGAAAUUAGAGAAUUCUUCACAAGGAAAUUUGGAAAUAUCAUUGACAACCUGAUAAUGCAAGAAGUGAAUCCACCAAAGCAAUCAUUGUAUGCUCGUCUUGUUGUUCGUCCUGAGGCUAUGGAUGUAAUUGAUCAUUUCCUUGACUACAAUUCAAGAAUGAAAUUCUCCAUUAAUGGAAAGCAUGUUUGGGCUAGAAAAUAUAUUCGCAAGCUACCACUUCAAGAUGUUGGGACAUCUCAGUAUUCUCCAUGA
This is a messenger RNA of Medicago truncatula (barrel medic), 1038 nucleotides long. RefSeq lists its product as uncharacterized. The coding region runs from base 1 to 1038 and encodes 345 amino acids. The transcript has 2 exons. NCBI's taxonomy places the organism in Eukaryota, Viridiplantae, Streptophyta, Magnoliopsida, Fabales, Fabaceae. The record is from RefSeq and is a predicted model, not a curated record.